UUGUGACAGCUAAGCUGAAUCUUUUAUAAGCGGGUUAUAGUUGUGCUGUUGCUCAUUCUCGGCCAUUUCUCAUAGCUUUAUACAACUAUAAUAUAUAAACAUUCAAAUAGAAUGACUUGGUUUAGAGAGUUUCGCAACGGCUAUGGCUUCAUGUCCUACCCGGACACCAGGACAGCGGUCAGCUUCGACAUUCCGCUUCUAGCUGUCACCUACUGCUGUGUUCUGGUUGCCAUAGCAACGCUCAUUGCCACACUCGGAAUUCGAGGAAGGGAGAGAUGGUCGGCAGCCAUUCGUGCAUCGUACUCAGUCGCUAUCGGCUCCAUUUUGCUUGUCUGCCUGUACGGCCACUGCUGGCAGUAUGGUGAGGUGGAGAUCAAGACCAACUACGUCUACAGGAACAGCAAGCCUUUCGAGGGUUACGUGGGCAUCACCGUGGGGCUCAGCAGUGCCAACGUCACCUUAGAUGGCUACUAUGAAGGACAGGUCGAUGAAGGCUAUGUCUACUACGCCGAGAGCAUGCCCUGGGCAGACUAUGGUAAAGAGUACCAGAGGUUUGGCUACUUCCUAAAGAGGGGUCUGCCCGCCCCCAUCCUUAAGGUCAUGGAGUUCCUAACUGUAGACGAAGGAGAUUUCAGAUGGGGUCGCUCGUUUCACACGGCUGGUCAAUACGCUUCAGCUUUACUAUGGACGGCCUUUGCCUUCUGGAUCGUGACCAACGUGCUCCUGUUCAGCGUGAUCGUGUACGGGGCCUACAUGUGUUUCCUGACGGGCGCCGCCAUGAUCCUGGCCUGCGUCACCUACCACACCUGCCAGACCCGCCUACCCCUGGUCGUCUGCUUCGAGGACGAGAACCUGAUCAUGGUGUACGGCUGGUGCUUCUGGCUCACUCUGGCGUCAGGUAUUCUAACCUCUUGUCUUGGAGUUGUGCUGUUCGUCAUGGACCAGUGCGCGUCUAAAACGAUUUCAGAAUUCUUUCACCUGGAGACGCUCGACGAUGACGACACCUUUGAGUUCUGUGAAGACUUCAGGGCCAGCAACCCCAACCUCCUGAUGGACCGGAGGGGCUCCGUGGUGCCCCCACCCAACGACCGCCGGGGCAGCAUCUUUCUGGAACCCAGCCGCAAGCAGAGCUACUUCAACGAAAACUUCCAGAAGAGUCUAAGUUUAGGCGACCUGACGCCCAAGUCCUCCAUUAAGGAGGGAUCCAACGGCGUCAAAGUCAACCCACUGUUUAAACCAGAGGAAAAGGCACAAAAUUUAAAGUUUGAUGAAAACGGUGAAGUUCGUAUCGAUAUGGAAUGUCUGUGUGAAGAGAAGGAAGUCUGUCUAAGCACCAAGAAGCCUUCUCUCGCCACACUGAAGGAGCAUAGAGAGAACCACGCCAACGAGAAGAGGUCGACCUCUAGUUCUCCCCAAAAAAGGAACGGCAGCCUACCCGUGGUGACCCACAAGGGCAGUAAAGUGACCUUCAAGUACCCAGAAGUUCAAGGCUCCCUGGCCAAGAGCCUAUCGGCCGGCGACAUCUUCCACACGGUGCCUCAUCACAUCCGGGAACUUUCCGAGAGUUCGCACGAGAGUCUCCACGAGAGUUCCCGCGAGAGUUCCCACGAGAGUUCCCACACCCUGGGUCAGGAGACCAGCACCAAGGAACUGCCCUACUCACGGCAGUCGUCAGUGGACAGCAGCGAGACUGACUCGUCCCUGGGGUCAACGGACCGUAUCAAAUACGUGGGGGACGGCAGUUUUAAAGGAAGUGACGUCAGCAUAGAGGUGGAGAUUAACCCGUCGACGCCUCGAAGCUGAUUCAACAAAUCAGCUGUUCAUUAAUUAAUUUUGUUUUAACACGUAUUGCUCGGCUCUACUUUAGUAAUUAUUUUUUAUUAUUAUGAUUGAUAUAAAUUAAUUUUAAAUUAUUUUUAUAUUAA
Molecule: messenger RNA, 1925 nt
Organism: Physella acuta
Lineage: Eukaryota; Metazoa; Mollusca; Gastropoda; Physidae
Product: dual oxidase maturation factor 2
Biological process (GO): protein transport
Cellular component (GO): endoplasmic reticulum membrane
Source: RefSeq, a predicted model, not a curated record